Vespa mandarinia (Asian giant hornet) is the source of this 1209-nucleotide messenger RNA. RefSeq lists its product as uncharacterized. The record is from RefSeq and is a predicted model, not a curated record. Lineage: Eukaryota; Metazoa; Arthropoda; Insecta; Hymenoptera; Vespidae.
AUGUCUAGAGCUAUAUUAAGUGUAGAAAUUUUAGUACUGUUUAUAGCAUUAAAUAUACAUAGUAAGCCGUUUAUACUUCUCAUCCAUCACAUGUACUUUUUUAUAGCACAAAUAUUUAAAAAGUGUUCAAUAGAUCGAUUAGGAAAGAUCAGACGUAUUAAUAACUUUCCUACAGGAGAAAUUAAAAACACAUUUAUGGAAUUAUUCACAUAUUUUAUGGUAAUAGCACGGACAUCGAGAUACAAAAACAGGAGAAUUAUAGGAACCUUUAAAAUGUUUCGAUCAAAAGAAUUUCAACGUUCCGUCAUGCCAUUGAUUAUUGUUAAUUCAAUCGUUUGUACUGGCCUGUUAGAAUAUUUCGUUGAUCGAACGAUUCGUAUAAUUGGUUUUGCUUAUGUCUGUAUAAAAUUGUUCAUAGAACAAAUAGAAUCCUGUAGACAAGGAAUGGAUGUACUGAACGUUCCGGAAAAUUAUUCUUCAUUUCUCUGGUAUCAGUGUGUCAUAUAUGGAUUUUUAAUCUUCAUAAUAUUAGCUUUAACUCUAGCUGAAUUUUUUUGGUUUUCUGAGACAAUGUUAUGGCGUAGUUCGAUGUUUCUGUUGUUUUACAUCGACUUUUAUCCUGUCAUCAUAAUGUUGAUUACCGAUUUUACUUUCGUCUUUUGGAUAAGCAUGCUGAGAACAACUAUCGAUUCUCCACAACAUGCAAGAGUGCUCAGAAUGAAGGAUAACUGGGAAGAUGAUCUUUCGUUAUCUACUGUUUAUGGAACGUACAAGACGAAUGAAAACUUUGUAAAAUUAAAAAGAAUCAAACAAAUCCAUUUGGAAUUAAUGAAAUGUGCCAGAAUCAUAAAUGAAGCUUAUGGAUUACCUAUUCUUAUAUCUAUAUUUACAUCCAUCUUGGAUUUUUUAUUUUUGCAUUAUGACUUUGAAUCCUUUUUAAAUGUAAGAGAUGUAAGAAGAUAUAUAUUGACUUUCGUUAUUUCUUUUAUAUGCCGCAAACACUGGAGAGAUUCUAUUCGUGAUUUUAUGAUGCAAUUAAUUCAAAAUCGUUUAAAGUUUACUGCUUGCGGAUUUUACGACCUAGAUCAUACAUUUAUGUACAGUGCGAUUGGUUCGAUUACUACCUAUCUUGUCAUACUUAUUCAAGUUGGAGGUGAACCUGAAGUAUAUAUCAAUAAUACAAUUUAUAAUUCAACGUCGAUGACAUAA